AUAGCUCAAGGACUGGGUCUGACCUAGAUUAAGAGAAUCGCCUCUCGUCCACACAAAGUUUCUCACGCAACGUUAUCAAGAUUAGCUUUUGGAGCGAUUGUCAACAUGUCGGGAGCCUGUAAGAAAUUGAUUAACACUGUGGAGCAGUGUGUGGACGAGAACCUGGAGGGUUUGGUGGCUGUCAACCCCGGACUGCAGCUGCUGGAGGGACUGCGGGUGGUAGUGCGGACGGACGUCGGACCGAAUGUCGUUGGGGCGGGCAAGGUGUCCCUUCUUAGCGGGGGAGGGUCGGGUCAUGAACCCGCACAUGCAGGUUAUGUUGGCCCUGGGAUGCUGACGGCAGCAGUAGCAGGGUCAGUGUUUGCGUCCCCGCCUCCAUACAGCAUAUUAGCUGGCAUCAAGGCUGUGUCAGCACCAGGCUCAGCUGGUGUUUUGCUGAUAAUAAAAAAUUACACAGGAGACAGACUAAACUUUGGCAUGUCGGCCGAGAGAGCCAAGUCCCAGCUAGGUGUGAAAGUAGAGAUGGUAGUAGUCGGAGAGGACUGUGCCCUAACCUCCUCCGACAAGACAGCAGGGAGGAGGGGGCUCUGUGGGACCCUCUUUAUCCACAAGAUCUGUGGAGCUCUGUCAGAUGAAGGGAAGAGUCUGGAAGAGAUUGUCAAAUUAGCCAAGGAUGCUGCUUCAAAAAUGGGAACCAUUGGAUUGAGUUUGACCCCCUGCAGUAUUCCUGGGUCUGGGCCAUCCUUUCAGAUAGCAGAUGACGAAAUGGAACUAGGACUGGGAGUUCAUGGAGAAGCUGGGGUGAAGAGGACUAAGCUGGUCAGUGCUAAGGAAGCAGUCAAGAUGAUGAUAGACCACAUGACCAACCCCAGUAAUUGUACACAUCUUCCUGUCAAAAAAGGUGACCGAGUGGCUUGUAUGAUCAAUAACCUGGGAGGGACGUCCAUGUUGGAGCUAAACAUCAUUGCCAAGGAGACCAUAGAAUUACUAGAGAGCCGAGGAGUGGUUGUUGAGAGGGCUUACUGUGGGACCUUCAUCACAUCCCUGGAGAUGGCUGGAAUAUCUAUCACACUGCUACACCUGGACGACACUCUGAGGCGCUGCCUGGAUGCACCCACAACUGCCCCAGCCUGGCCUCGCCCACUUCUGCCCUGUGGGACGAUGACUCGCAAGACCCCUGUCAGGAUGCCCAGGGAGGACAUACAAGCCAAGGUCACUAAAACUGGUCCCAAGAUGGCGACUGUUGAGUCAGCUGAAGCAAGCCUUAUUCAUGAUUGUCUGAAGCUGGCAGGAGAACGGCUUGUGGCUGCAGAAUCACAAUUGAAUGAGCUGGACCGUGAGAGUGGAGACGGAGACUGUGGCAGCACUAUGGCUAGGGGCGCUCAUGGUAUAUUGGCUAGUUUGGGAAGCAAGGAAAAUCCAAAGUUACCGAUCUCUUGUCCGGGUGGCCUUGCCCUGACCUUAGCUAGUGCUGCAGAGGACACAAUGGGAGGGUCAUCGGGAGGGUUGUACAGCCUUUUCUUCACUGCUGCCUCCACCUGUCUACAGACUACUGUCUCCCCCAACACUUACUGUGACGCUCUCAUUGCCGGAAUACAAACGAUGAUGAAGUACGGUGGUGCUGAGCCAGGGGACAGAACUAUGCUGGAUCCUCUACACUCGGCCAGCCAGGCGUGGUCAGCAGCUCUGUCCAGCCACUCACCACUGGAUGCUUUCCACCUGGCUGUAGAGGCUGCAGAGAAGAGUGCAGAAGAGACGGUCACUAUGAAAGCUCAGGCUGGUAGGGCCAGCUAUGUCAGCGCUGACCACCUGAAACACCCUGACCCAGGUGCACGAGCAGUGGCCAUUUGGAUGAGGGCAGUGCUGGAAGCCCUGACGUCAUAAUGGGUGGCAGCUCAAACAGUGCAAUCCAGUGUCCUGUCUUUGUGGAUGAGAGUGAUUGUUUUAUUCCAGACCGUAGGUUCAUCCUUAAUUGUCGUUAAUGUUACCUUAACCACUGACGUCACUUUUAAUCUGCAAUCUUAACUCACAUCCAGACGUUCCAUCGCGGAUUAUACUCAGGUAUCACAAUUAGAAGGAAGAUUGAUAGUGUGAUUUAGCUUUAUUAAACAGGUGCUAUAUAUUCUGGUUGUGAUUUCGUAAACACUAACAUGCAAGUGUCCAAUAAUUGUAUGUCUAUUCGCGAGUGUGGAAGUCUUCCUGCAAUGGUGUCAUAGUACUUGUUCUGUAUUAAGUUAUACAAAAUGUAUCUUGCCAGAGAAAAUGUUUAUUGUGGUGCGUGAAUGAAUGUCUAUACAGAUAAAUUAAUCCUUGCUCAUAAUUUUACAAAUCAACGUCGAUGAUAUUGUGAUAUUGACUUUUAACAUUCAACAUAUCAUGUUAAUAUAUUGUGAUAUUGUUUAUAAAACAAUACGAAGAUUAAAAUUUAUAGUAAAAGUAAUUAAAUGG
Molecule: messenger RNA, 2448 nt
Organism: Mizuhopecten yessoensis (Yesso scallop)
Lineage: Eukaryota; Metazoa; Mollusca; Bivalvia; Pectinida; Pectinidae
Product: triokinase/FMN cyclase-like
Exons: 16
Coding region: 106-1884 (592 amino acids)
Biological process (GO): glycerol catabolic process
Cellular component (GO): cytosol
Molecular function (GO): ATP binding; glycerone kinase activity
Source: RefSeq, a predicted model, not a curated record